Molecule: messenger RNA, 1517 nt
Organism: Dimorphilus gyrociliatus
Lineage: Eukaryota; Metazoa; Annelida; Polychaeta; Dinophilidae
Source: the annotation of a GenBank genome assembly
GCAGUUUUACACUCGGUUUGUUUCGCGCUGGAUAUAUUGCAGUCGCCUCUAUAAUUCUAGCCUGCCGUUCUCCGACUUAGGAGCGCUCGUACGUAUAUAUCGGCUUAUUGUUUGCAGUCGGUUGUUGACAAACGAGCCGUAAUUAGACCAGCGUUUGAUAAGCGAUUCCGUGCGGACUGCAAAGUAAGAAAAUAACGCGAUUUGCAGUGUCGUCGUUAUAUUUACUUUCCUAGCCGUAGUCUCUCGCCUGAAUAUUUUAUUGGCGGAUAGCGAAAAUUACAGCGGAAAGGGAGUGAGGCGCAGUUUUGCAGUUGAUUGAUGCGGGCGGCGAAUAUUUGAAGAGAUUGAGUGCCAGUUGGAUUGGCUGCCGUUGCGCAACUAAACUAUUGAAGAGUUAGCAAAUAGUGGAAAAGCUCCUAUAUGGGAAUUUUUUUUAUCUGCCGCUUUACCUGUAAAAUUGUGUACCGCAUUGCAGUAGCGAAAGAUUUAGACACGUCUUCUUCACCUUCAUAAAUCGGCAUAAUUAGAGAAAAAAAAGAGAAAAAGUAACAUUGUCGCCCUUUUAUUGCCAAUAGGACGUAUCUAUCAAAUAUUUGCUGUCGCAUGUGUACGUACAGUUAGUCUAUUGAUCAGUUUGGGGUAUUUGCAAUCAAUUUUUCAUUAAUAUUUUCUUCGCUUGUAAUUAAUUUAAUCAAUCAGCUUAAGCGUUACUUAGCGACGACGCAACCGUAUACGCAGACGUAUAAAUGUGUCCUCGCUGUCUCAUUGAUUGGUAGAUCGAUGAUUUAGAAUUGUUUCUGUACACUAUGGUUGGCAUGUGUUAGCUGGUGGCUAACUUGCUUUCUGUACGCUUGAUUAAUUGUAUCGGCAAUUUGAUUUCAGGGCCUAUCAAAGCUCUUCUAAUUCUGAUGUGAUGCAACAAAGGACUGAUCAUGGGAAAAGCAUCUAGUAAGAGUAAACUGAGUAAGGAAGAUUUGGACUUUUUACUCACCAACACAAACUUUAACAAACGCCAGAUAAAGCAGUGGUAUAAGGGCUUUAUGCGCGAUUGCCCAUCUGGUCAACUGACUAGAAAGAAAUUCCUCGAAGUCUACUCGGGUUUCUUCCCAGAAGGAAAUGCCGAAAAAUUCUGCGAGCAUGUCUUUCGAACCUUCGAUUCGGAUAAUUCGGGCAGAAUCGAUUUCAAGGAGUUCCUAUUAGCCAUUAAUAUAACUUCAGCCGGUAAACCCGAAGAGAAGUUAGAAUGGGCGUUCCAGAUGUACGAUAUAAACGGUGAUGGGACGAUCGACGUGAAGGAGAUGGUGGAAAUUAUUACGGCUAUUUACAAUAUGGUUAGCUCGUCUCUGGCGCAAAAUAAUCCAGAGGAUACACCAGAACGACGGACUGCGGAAAUCUUUGAUAAGAUGGACGAAAAUAAGGACGGAGUUUUAAGCAAAGAAGAAUUUAUCAAAGGCUGCAUGAACGAUCAGUUCCUUUAUCAGAUGCUCACUGCAGACCAGUCCGGCUUCGAACAGUGA